Molecule: messenger RNA, 1835 nt
Organism: Pungitius pungitius (ninespine stickleback)
Lineage: Eukaryota; Metazoa; Chordata; Actinopteri; Perciformes; Gasterosteidae
Product: ras-related protein Rab-9A-like
Exons: 3
Coding region: 695-1297 (200 amino acids)
Biological process (GO): retrograde transport, endosome to Golgi; Rab protein signal transduction
Cellular component (GO): phagocytic vesicle; late endosome; lysosome
Molecular function (GO): GTPase activity; GTP binding
Source: RefSeq, a predicted model, not a curated record
GAUGUCUAAUGACCGUCUGUGAUUGGAACAGACCUCCAGCGGGGCGCAUGACGGGGCGUGACGCCGCGCGGGUCAUGUGAGCCUCAUCAGCGGCUCCGGGCCGCCGUGUCAACCGGGCACCCGGGCGAGGGGGACGGAUGUGGGGGGUUUAAACGCCGAGGCCGCGGCGUGAGCGACACACGGGGGAUGUGCAGUAACCGAGGACGGGUGAAGACUUUAGUUCCGGUGUGUAAAAUGGUCACUUUCUCUUGCUUUUAAGCGGUCGGUAAAGUCGCGGUUGGGCAACAGCUAACGACUCCCAUUAUCGGACAGCUAACCGACGACCCCGGUUUACGGCGGUGCUUUCAUUAUCGGACAAACCCUCUUUCUCUUCGCCAUUCUCUCGAAAUAUCGACUACUGAACACAACUGUAUUGGUUACAAAAUCUGUGACUCUUUGUGUUUGUGGAAUCCCGUGACCGUGGAGGUGUGGAUUAGCUUUAAUCCUGCAACGAAUCCGUUCUCCCUCCAGUCUGAAUCCGAGGGAGUAAGAAGACAACUUCCAAAGCCCGUGUGAUAUUGGCUUAUCGCAAGCUCAACUUGAUCUGUGUGGCCAAUAAAAGACGGAAAAUAGUGAAACUCCUCACAACGUCCUCAGGUGGAGCCACUUCCUGUGUCGUCUGCGCGCAGUCUGCUGCCGCCGAGGCGCCGCCACGAUGUCAAAGUCGCCCCUCCUGAAGGUGAUCCUGCUGGGUGACGGCGGCGUGGGCAAAUCCUCCCUCAUGAACCGCUACGUCACCAGCAAGUUCGACUCGCACCUCUUCCACACCAUCGGCGUGGAGUUCCUCAACAAGGAGCUGGAGGUGGACGGCCGCCGCGUCACGCUGCAGAUCUGGGACACGGCGGGCCAGGAGCGCUUCCGCAGCCUGCGCACGCCGUUCUACCGCGGCUCCGACUGCUGCCUGCUCACCUUCAGCCUGGACGACGGACAGAGCUUCAGCAACCUGUCCAACUGGAAGAAGGAGUUCGCCUACUACGCCGACGUGAAGGACCCCGACCGCUUCCCCUUCGUGGUGCUGGGCAACAAGCUGGACGUGCCGGAGCGCCAGGUGUCGGGGGAGGACGCUCGGCAGUGGUGCCGCGAGAACGGCGGGCUCCCCUACUUCGAGACCAGCGCCAAGGAGGCCACCAACGUGGUGUCGGCCUUCGAGGAGGCGGUGCGCCGCGUGCUGGCGGCGGACGACGGGGCCGAUCGCCUCGUGCACGCCAACACGGUGGACCUGCAGAGGAAGAGCCGCCCCGACCCCGCCUGCUGCUGAGCCCGGCGCCGCGCGGGGGGGGGGGGAGGGGGCGAGCUCGCCGUGCGCUGCGGCGUUGGUGGAGAAAGAGGAACUGGUGACGGUGUUUAGUGGCGAUAUUCAGAAUUUCCAUCACACAAACUGUCCAGCCCUCUUUGCCUGACACGAUGGUCCUAUUAUAGGAAUGUUCAUUUGGACCGAACAGUUUUUAAAGCUUUGCUUGGCGACAGUGAGCAACUCUGUUGUUGUCGUGACAUCACUGGCCAAGCUGCGGUUGCCAGUUUUAGCCAAAAGGAGAAGUAAUAUUUAGAUUUGGUACUUAAGUUAUCUACGUGGAAUCAGGUGCUGUUAUGUUUUUAUCUGCAUCGUGGCAUGUGGUUAAUCAAAUUACACAUAAGAAAGUGGGAUUGACUACUUUAGGCUUAGAUUACUCACUCCCUAUAUCAAAUAUGAUCAACUAUUUAAAAACAUAUUUUUUCUGUUGUGAUGAUUUUUCUUCCAUUUUAAGGCAAAUGACACAAUUUUCUAAAGAUAAAUAAAACAGCAUCCAACAAUGAAA